Molecule: messenger RNA, 2070 nt
Organism: Parnassius apollo (apollo)
Lineage: Eukaryota; Metazoa; Arthropoda; Insecta; Lepidoptera; Papilionidae
Source: the annotation of a GenBank genome assembly
AUGACACAGUUCCUCAGCAAUCAUGGGUACCACAAAGAGUAUUUACACCGUUUUAAAAUAACAAACGAUGACAAAUGCCCAUGCGACUCAUCCAGUAUUCAAUCUAUGGCACAUCUUGUUCAGCGGUGCCCUGUAUUCAGUAGAACUCGGGCAAAUCAUGAGAUCGCAUGCACACUGCUUAAAAUUAAACCGUAUGAUAUGACUGAGAUAAUUAGUAAGGAAAGCAGCGUUGAAUCCUUUAAAAACCACAUUACUCAUAUUGUUAAUAAUCUUAAAAAUCUCAAUGGAAGUCUUGGCAGCUGCCUCGGGAUUUCAAAAUGUUCAACGCCAAAUUUAUGUAUAGUACAGCUCAUCACUUCUGGGAAAAGAAUAUUUCUAACUAGCAUUUACGUAGAGCCCAAAGACGAUGAAAAUGAAACAUUGAACCACUUGGAACAAUUUAUAAUUGAAACAGGAGACGCCAUUCAUAUUAUCGCGGGAGACCUAAAUGGCUGGCACCAACUUUGGGGAUCUCCCACAGCGAAUAAAAGAGCACUGGCAAGGCUGACUCCUAUACACAUUAAAAUUAAUGAACUGGCAAUCAUCGAAACAACGAAACUAACAGGCAUAAGCAAAUAUCUUCCAACAGACAUUAGUUUAGACACACCAUCGAAACCAGAAGAACGAUUACAUCCAUCUCGUCGCAAAAUUAUCCAUUACCAAGAAGCCAAUAACGCUCAAGAAGUCAAUCAGAUUCUCCUCGAAAACACUCAUCACAUCUACACAGAUGGUAGUAGACACGACGAAAAGGUUGGGGGAGCUUUUGUUGUAUAUUGCCCCAAUGGUAAAAUUAUAACUAGAAAACUAAAACUCCAUAGUUCUUGCUCGGUGUUUCAAGCUGAGUUGAAAGCCAUAGAACAAGCUUGUGUGUGGCUUGCAAAUAAACACAUUCCGAAUGCAGCUAUUCUGACUGACAGCAAAUCUGGACUACAAGAAAUCGGUAACCCCAAUAGUACAAAUCAAAUAGUUACCAACAUCCACAGAAUGCUAGACAACCACAGCUUAUCAGUUAAUUUCAUUUGGGUCAAAGCCCACACAGGUAUAGCUGGUAACGAAGCUGCUGACCUGGCAGCCAAAGCUGCAGCCACAAGCCAUAACGUCCCUAUUCUCAUAAAAUUUCCAAUUAGCUUCGUAAGAAAACUUGCUCAACAAGAUAGUAAAGUAGCUUCCGAACAAUUUUACCAAGAUAACAUGAAAGAGAAAGACGGUAACAUAGAAGAUGAUAUAAGGAAGAUAACAAGAAUAGUGCAAGAUAUGGACACGGAAAACAUCAUUCUAACAGGCGACUUUAAUGCAAGGAGUCUCUGGUGGGGGAGCAGAGCUGAGGACGAGAGGGGUUUACUUUUAUCGGAAAUGAUAGCUGAACUGGAUAUGAAUGUCUUAAAUCAGGGCAGUGACUCCACCUUUUACCAAUACCGAGGAGGAAAGUUACAUAGCAGCAUAGUUGACGUGACCUGUUGUACGUCGGCAAUCCUACAUAAGAUGGAAAGAUGGAGGGUGGACCCCGAUUUUGUCACACUAUCUGAUCAUCGAGCCAUACAGUUUCAAAUGAUAAUUAAUAUCGACAAACAGAACGUCGUGCUAAGGAAUUCCACUCGAUUAUUUAAUACAGCUAAGGCAAACUGGUCUCUCUUCAGAAACGACCUGAAAGAAAGAUUAGAAAAGGAGAACGUAAUAGAGGAUAAAAUAAAAACCAUACAAACACCAGAGGAGUUGGAUGAUAUCGUAGACACAUAUGUCAAACAAGUAAAAUUAGCAUGCCAGAAAUCAAUACCAACUAUAUCUAAAAAUGUCUAUAAAACUUGUACACCUUGGUGGAAUGCACAGUUAGAAACAGAACGACGUAAAGUUAUACGACUUAGAAGAAAGAUAAAGUUUGCCAAUACAAGACGUAAACCGCACGUUAUUCAGGAUUUCGUGGAGGCAAAAGAAAAGUAUGUUAAUAAUAUAAUGUCAGCAAUAACCACUAGUUGGAAAGACUAUGCACUAAACAAGAAAAAGAAACUGUAUGGCAAAGUAUAUACAGAAUAA